Sander lucioperca (pikeperch) is the source of this 955-nucleotide messenger RNA. It is a transcript of the gene snx6, whose product is annotated as sorting nexin 6. The coding region runs from base 56 to 955 and encodes 299 amino acids. Gene Ontology annotation, molecular function: phosphatidylinositol binding. The record is from RefSeq and is a predicted model, not a curated record. NCBI's taxonomy places the organism in Eukaryota, Metazoa, Chordata, Actinopteri, Perciformes, Percidae. The transcript has 7 exons. Gene Ontology annotation, cellular component: endosome.
UUCUGACAGGGUGUUGUGACGUCACGCCACUUCCUGUCUCCACCCGUUAGCAGCCAUGAUGCAGGAAGGGCUGGACGACGGACCCGACUUCCUCUCCGAGGAGGACCGGGGUCCGCGGGCGGUGAACGUGGAUCUGCAGACGGACGCCACGCUGCAGGUCGACAUCUCGGACGCUCUGAGCGAGAGAGACAAGGUCAAGUUCACCGUCCACACCAAGAGCACGCUCCCGAACUUCAAGCAGAACGAGUUCUCGGUGGUCCGACAGCACGAAGAAUUCAUCUGGCUGCACGACUCGUUCGUAGAGAACGAAGAAUACGCCGGAUACAUCAUCCCCCCCGCCCCCCCCAGACCAGACUUUGAUGCGUCCAGAGAGAAGCUGCAGAAGCUCGGGGAGGGAGAAGGAUCCAUGACCAAGGAGGAGUUCACCAAGAUGAAGCAGGAGCUGGAGGCAGAGUACCUGGCCAUCUUUAAGAAGACCGUUGCCAUGCACGAGGUCUUCCUGUGUCGCGUGGCGGCUCAUCCUGUUCUCCGGAAAGACCUCAACUUCCACGUCUUCCUGGAGUACAACCAGGACGUGAGUCACACACUGGCUCAGGCUGGUGGCUUGGCCCAUGACAAGGUCAGCCUCCUGGCUUUAGGCUUUACAGAGCCGCUGGUGAGGACAAUGCAAGAAGCCAAGGCCCCUUCCAAAAAUGAGGGUGGCCUACUCGUAAAGACAAGUCAUUGGGAGAGUUUUUGCCACAUGGUGAAAGCUCACCAGGGGGAUCCCUACUCAGCGACAGCACGGGACAUCCUAUCAUUCCUGCCGACCCAGCUGGAGGCAGGAAAGUCACUAUGCCCUCCACAGAAUGUUGGCAGUGGUCAAGCAGUGUGCGUUGGUGCUUCCACACUGAAUAAGCAUGACUGUUCCCUGGUUUCCUGGUUUCUUAGUGGCUUCCAGGAGCCAGCGGUCUGA